AUGUCCGGCCCACGCUUGUGCUCGAGCUCACACAACUACCAGCAGAGUGCUAGUUGCAUUUUCAAAGUUGACCAAGGAUUGGAUGGUGAAUACAGGUGCUCAAGUGGGAAUCUUUUCAAUGAAUCCGCUCUGUCCAACAGAGAAAACGUACAGUUCAGAGACCGUUCGUGGAUCUUGCCAAGCGACCCAUCACCGCCAUUGCAAGGACAAAACUUUUCUUUGAUGUGCAUGCCAAAAAAAGGAAAUCAUGACUACACUUGGCACUCUAUUAUAAGUUCAAGUUAUUAUUUUCUUCAACGUGGACAACUUCUGGAGAUCUCUAACUUUUCCCGCGCCUACCCAGAUGGGUAUUAUUGCAACAGUGAGGGCAGUGGAUUUUACAGUAGAGACUUCAUGUUUUCCAACUUCUAUGGAUUAAAUAUUUACGGGGCAUCGUAUUGGACAAAUGCCGGAAGAAAUGUAUCUGUGUUGAGCUGCAGAAUAGGUGAUUCACCGUGGUCGUCCCUCUACCAAGACGGGAUAAGGGUUGCCUCGACGAGCAUAACCAUGGCAAACUACAAUGUGUUUCCAAAAUUAUUUGGAUCAAACUACGCGUGCCAGGCAAGAAAUAUCUGGACCAGCUCAAGAUUGAGCAAAACGAUCUACAUACACGGCAGAGAUGAUGUGAUCGUUCGUUCCUCCACCAAGGUGGCUUAUCUGGGCCAACGGCUUCAACUAACCUGCGAGACACACCACGGUGAAAAUGUCACUUUCCAUUGGAGGAAACCCAAUAUCACCCUUGAUGGUUCAAAUCAUAUCAUCGAUGGUGAAACAUUGACCUUGGAACCUGUCUUAUCAAGGGAUGAGGGACGCUAUUCCUGCUGGAUCGAGAAAAAUGGGACACGGAUUUCUUCAGCCAAUGACUUUCUGAUACAACGUAUGCCAAUUUAAUUCGCAAUUUAAAAUCAAAUAAGCUUUCUAAAGACGAUUAAUAUUAGGCCUACACGUUCGUCUUUUUUCCAUUUCACACACAUAAGCUAAGACCAGGUUCUUAAAUCAGUGCAUUAAUUAGACCGCAUCUUUUGACAUGAAUGAUAUUAAGCCUACCAAU
This is a messenger RNA of Aplysia californica (California sea hare), 1090 nucleotides long. RefSeq lists its product as uncharacterized. NCBI's taxonomy places the organism in Eukaryota, Metazoa, Mollusca, Gastropoda, Aplysiida, Aplysiidae. Gene Ontology annotation, biological process: signal transduction; regulation of immune system process. The coding region runs from base 1 to 930 and encodes 309 amino acids. Gene Ontology annotation, molecular function: protein tyrosine kinase binding. Gene Ontology annotation, cellular component: plasma membrane; cell surface. The record is from RefSeq and is a predicted model, not a curated record. The transcript is spliced from 6 exons.